This is a messenger RNA of Tachyglossus aculeatus (Australian echidna), 6061 nucleotides long. It is a transcript of the gene EHD4, whose product is annotated as EH domain containing 4. Gene Ontology annotation, cellular component: cytoplasm; plasma membrane; intracellular vesicle. Gene Ontology annotation, molecular function: calcium ion binding; GTP binding; protein binding. Gene Ontology annotation, biological process: endosomal transport; clathrin-dependent synaptic vesicle endocytosis. The record is from RefSeq and is a predicted model, not a curated record. Lineage: Eukaryota; Metazoa; Chordata; Mammalia; Monotremata; Tachyglossidae.
UGAAGGGGCAGUCAGCCAAGGCAUCAGUCAGGUCAGGGGGAGCAGUCAGGCGAGGGGUCAGUCAGAAAGGGGGUCAUUUGAGUGAAGGGGCAGUCAGUCAAGGUGUCGGUCAGGUGAAGGGGCAGUCAGCCGAGGUGUCAGUCCGGUCAGGGGGAGCAGCCAGGAGAGGGGUCAGUCGGACAGGGGGGUAAUUCAGGUGAAGGGGCAGUCAGCCGAGGUGUCAGUCAGGUCAGGGGGAGCUGUCAGGCGAGGGGUCAGUCAGACAGGGGGUCAUUUGAGUGAAGGGGCAGUCAGCCCAGGUGUCGGGCAGGUGAAGGGGCAGUCAGCCGAGGUGUCAGUCCGGUCAGGGGGAGCAGCCAGGAGUCGGUCAGUCAGACAGGGGGUCAUUCGGGUGAAGGGGCAGCCAGCCGAGGUGUCAGUCCGGUCAGGCGAGGGAUCAGUCAGACAGGGGGUCAUUUGAGUGAAGGGGCAGUCAGUCGAGGUGUCGGGCAGGUGAAGGGGCAGUCAGCCGAGGCGUCAGGUCAGGGGGAGCAGUCAGGCGAGGGGGCAGUCAGACGGGGGUCAUUCGGGUGAAGGGGCUGUCAGCCGAGGCAUCAGUCAGGUCAGGGGGAGCAGUCAGGCGAGGGGUCAGUCAGACAGGGGGUCAUUUGAGUGAAGGGGCAGUCAGCCGAGGUGUCGGUCAGGUGAAGGGGCAGUCAGCCGAGGCGUCAGUCAGGUCAGGGGGAGCAGUCAGGCGAGGGGGCAGUCAGAAAGGGGGUCAUUCGGGUGAAGGGGCAGCCAGGCGAGGUGUCGGUCAGGUGAAGGGGCAGUCAGCCGAGGCAUCAGUCAGGUCAGGGGGAGCAGUCAGGCGAGGGGUCAGUCAGAAAGGGGGUCAUUCGGGUGAAGGGGCAGCCAGGCGAGGUGUCGGUCAGGUGAAGGGUCAGUCAGUCGAGGUGUCAGUCAGGUGAAGGGUCAGCCAGCCGAGGUGUCAGUCAGGCAGACGGGGGCUCAUUCAGGUGAGGCCAAGGUGUCAGUCAGGUGAAGGGUCAGUCAGGUGAGGUGUCAGCCAGGCGAGGAGGUCAGCUCUCCGGGGGUCAGGGGUCGGGCACCUGGCGGGGAUGUUCAGCUGGCUGGGUCGCCAGGGGAUGGGCCGGGAGCGGGCCGGGGCUGCGGACGCGGUGCAGACGGUGACGGGCGGCCUGCGCUCGCUCUACCUGCGCAAGGUGCUGCCUCUGGAGGAGGCCUACCGCUUCCACGACUUCCACUCGCCCGCCCUGGAGGACGCCGACUUCGACAACAAGCCCAUGGUGCUGCUGGUCGGACAGUACAGCACCGGCAAGACCACCUUCAUCCGGUAUCUACUAGAGCAGGAUUUUCCGGGAAUGAGGAUUGGUCCGGAACCCACCACGGAUUCUUUCAUCGCCGUGAUGUAUGGGGACACGGAAGGCAGUACCCCCGGAAACGCCCUGGUUGUGGAUCCCAAGAAGCCGUUCCGCAAACUCAGUCGCUUUGGAAACGCUUUCCUGAACCGGUUUAUGUGCUCCCAGCUUCCUAAUCAAGUUCUGAAGAGUAUUAGCAUCAUUGACAGUCCUGGUAUUCUUUCAGGAGAGAAGCAGCGUCUUAGCAGAGGGUACGACUUCUGCCAGGUUCUGCAGUGGUUUGCCGAGCGGGUGGACCGGAUCAUCCUCCUCUUCGACGCCCACAAGCUGGACAUCUCCGAUGAGUUCUCCGAGGCCAUCAAAGCCUUCCGGGGGCAGGACGAUAAGAUCCGCGUGGUCCUGAACAAGGCGGACCAGGUGGACACCCAGCAGCUGAUGAGGGUCUACGGGGCCCUGAUGUGGUCCCUGGGCAAGGUGAUCAACACGCCGGAGGUGCUGAGGGUCUACAUCGGUUCGUUCUGGGCCCAGCCCCUGCAAAACACCGACAACCGGAGGCUGUUCGAAGUGGAGGCCCAGGACCUCUUCAGAGAUAUCCAGAGCCUUCCCCAGAAGGCCGCGGUACGCAAGCUCAACGACCUCAUCAAGCGCGCCCGGUUGGCGAAGGUUCAUGCCUACAUUAUCAGCCACCUGAAGAAGGAAAUGCCGGCCGUCUUUGGGAAAGAGAACAAGAAGAGAGAGCUGAUCUGCCGGCUCCCUGAAAUCUACGUCCGGCUGCAGCGAGAAUACCAGAUCUCAGCAGGGGACUUUCCAGAAGUCAAGACAAUGCAGGAGCAGCUGGAGAGCUACGACUUCACCAAGUUCCACUCCCUCAAGCCGAAGCUGAUCGAAGCCGUGGACAACAUGCUGAGCCACAAAAUCUCUUCCCUGAUGAACCUCAUCAGCCAGGAGGAGAUCAACCUGCCCGCCCAGCUGGUGAUGGGGGGGGCUUUCGACGGCACCUCUGAAGGGCCCUUCAACCAGGGCUACGGGGAAGGUGCCAAAGAAGGGGCCGACGAAGAGGAGUGGGUGGUGGCCAGGGACAAGCCCGUCUACGACGAGCUCUUCUACGCCCUGUCGCCCGUCGACGGCAAGAUAUCCGGGGUCAACGCCAAGAGGGAGAUGGUGACCUCCAAGCUGCCCAACAGCGUCCUGGGCAAGAUCUGGAAGCUCGCCGACUGCGACAGCGACGGCAUGUUGGACGAAGAAGAGUUCGCCCUGGCCAAGCACCUCAUCAAGAUCAAACUGGAUGGCUACGAAUUACCCAGCUGCCUCCCCCCUCACCUCGUCCCCCCGUCUCACAGGAAGGCUUUGUCCAAUUGAAGAGCCGACCCAGGGGCCGGAGAGAGAGAGACAAAAUUAGGCAACGACCCGGCCUACCGUUAGACACCCCGGGAAACUUGAUCAGGGGCAGGGGGGCUCAUUUGAAUUAGUUGAGAGGAUCCCUUUAUUUUAUCCAAAAACCUACUCUAGCUGCUUUCUCUCCCCGCACAUAGCCGGGGGUGGGAGGGGAACUGUCUUAUUUAUUUGUUCACUUUAGGAUGCAGCUCCAAGUUUGCAAUGAAGCCAUAGACGGGAGGGACAAACCAGCUCUCUCUCCAACAACUCGUCAGCAGUCUCAGUUCUGAGAAGAAGAAAGCGUCACUGUUCCAGCCCCCCUCCCCGAGUUCCCCGAAGAUUGGGAUUUUAAUCUGGGUCCGAAGCCUCCUCCCGGAGUUUGGGCAGGCAGAGGGGAAUGAGGACAACAGCUUGGCUCAGCCUAACAGGAAUAUGCUUAUGAGGUCACUGUCUCUGAAGCUGCUCGGUGGCCACCUCCCCUGCCGAUCAGAACCUCUCUCCCAAGUGUGUCUCUCACACGCAUCUGGGGUUGGUCUGUGCACUUGGACUCCAGAAAGCAUUUUUAAAGCCCCAACAGUCGGUCAUUUUCGUGGACGAUGUUGAUGGAACCAGUCUCAGUGUGGGACGCCUGCCAUGACAGGCAGCUUGGGGAAACUUCAGGCCUCUCAAGAUGCUCUCAGCCUACCUCUCACAUCCGGUAAUUCACCGCCAAGUCUGUCUCUCUAACAUGACCAUCCUCCACCCGAAAGGGCAGGAAUGGGGCCCCAGAGAUUUUGUUAAAAGUUUCCACACCUCGGCCGGUGACAGGCUUCGAGACGACGUUUCCGUUAACGGGUUCCUCGAGAUGUGAAGGAUCGGAUAAAAACCUCAGUUCAGAGGAAGGAAAUCAUUCUUCAGAGGUCAAGCCAUGGAUAGAGCUGUGACCCACGAUGAAUUUGGGAUUUGUCAUUCAUCCUCACGAGUGACUACUAUAAUGGACUUUUUCCGAUUCUGUUCCUUGUUGUUCCGGCCCUCUCGGGGCCUUUGUCGUCAGAGCGGACGCAUGUACCCUUCCUCCCCGGGCACCGGUCACGUUGCUCUGAUUUAUGAAGUUAGAUGAUGGAAGGGUGGAGGGGCCACCCACCCUCCAAAAACUCUGACGCGGGACCCAGGACGGGUAGGAGAGGGCUGGAGAAAACUGAGGCUUUGUCUGAAUCUCAGCCCCGACUUCCUUUCUAGGUCAUGUCCGGUCCUCUGGGGAAUUAACUACGUAGCCACGCUAAACCGAUCAGGCGCAGAAGAGGAUAUACGAGUUGUAGAAAAUACAUUUUUAAAUUCCAUAGAAAAGAGAAGCUUCAAAAGGCGGCAGAUGCCAGGUGGGAGAGCACAGCAGAAUGAAGUCCCAGGAAGAAACCCUAGCCUUCUCUGGAAAGGAGUCUGCGGGCCUGCUGGCCAAGUGAUGCGUAGUGAUGCGUAAUCAAAAGCCCACCUUUUCGGGAUCAUAAUCGGCGAGGGAAUUAUUCCCUGCAGGAUGGAGAGCCGGAAGGGGAGAGGCAGGCUGGCACAGGAGGAGGAAAGAAUGUCUCACUCACUGCCUGCCGGCUAGCGGAACCACCGACUGUCUCGCACAGAGGACCGGAAGAAAUCUGCAACCUGCUGUGUGCCUGGCUGCUGUUCUUCGCUCAGUCAGCCAGUCAAGCUGUAGUUUCAUCGAGCACCCGCUGUGCCCUGAGGAAGUAGCAUGGCCUAGUGGAAAAAAAAUCCAGCUUUGGGAGUCAGAGAACCUGGGUUCUAAACCCAGCUCCACUGCUUGUGACCUGGGACAAGUUGCUUCACUUCUCCUAGUUUCAGUGACCUUAUCUGUAAAUUGGGGAAAAAGUACCCAUUCUCCCUCCCCCUAAGACUGUGAGCCUUUUGUAGGGCAGAGAUUAUGUCCAUCCUGAUCAUCUUGUCCCCCUCCUGGAGUUUAGUACAUUGCAGGGCACAACGUCAGUGCCUAAUAAAUACCAAAGUGAUUACUAUUAUUGUCAUUAUUGUUACUAAACACUUAAGAGUACAGGUGAGCGCAGGAGAUAUGAUUGUAUACAGCUUUAAUCAUUGGCUUGAACAGGGCCUUGAUCUCAAACUCUCAAACUCUCGCCUUCCUUCUUCACGUUGGGGUAUGAGAGAGCGGGGUGGCAUCCGAGGAAGAGAUGGGGGACUGAGACCACUGAACUCCCCAACUACAAAGCUCUCAUUAGCAAGCGAGCAGGAGGAAAGAAAGGAACCCCUCUGAGGGAAUAGGAGGCAGAAGCUGCUGCAGCUGUGGUGGCUCUUAAAAAAGAAGAAAAGUUGGAAUUCAUAAUACAGUCCCUCCCCAAAAGUAUAACUCUACCGUGGGUUCCUGCUUCUUCAGCCAAUCCCACCCCCAGGAAAAGUCUCCAAAGGAUAAACUGUACUAAAUUCCUGCUCAAGUAGCCUCCCCGGAGCCUCUGAGGAGGCCAGAGAGAGGCCCUGCUUCCAUCACUUUCCUACUGGGGGGUCUCGUCCCCGGAGAUUAUGUAAGUCAGCCCCCAAGCCGCCUUCCUCUUCUGGUCGGUUGGCUUCUGGGCUCCUGGGUGUCGAUUUUGGCUGAUUCUCAGGGCUGUGCUAUCUGCUGAUCCCAGUUGCUUCCCUUCCUGGGUGGCUCGUUAGAAGCCAGGCCACCACGGACGUAAACGUUGUGAACAUGGUCAUCGUGAUUGUUUUUCGAGGGUGGGGGGAUCUGCCUUGGGUUUUCCCUGCUGCCUUCGGGAAGGGGAGUGUGUGACUGGAGGCAAGAAAAGCUGUCACUCUCUCCUCCCUCUUCUCCCCUUCUUCCCCUGUCCCGGGAAGCGGUCUCUGAGAGGUUGUGUACCAUUCUCAUGAAACCUGGAUGCCUUCAAUCCUCCCUGCCGCUGAUGCCAAAUACAACCUGGCACUUUAACCUGUGUGCUGGAUUCCUUGCACCUUGUACUGGGUUCCCUGAGGAGAAGCACCAUUUCCUGGAUACUCCAGGUGUUUGGUGCCGGGGUCCCUCUGGGAAUGACAAGGCGUCGGGGUGACCUUUCCCUUUUGCCCUUUAACACUUUAUUUCCCUUGUGUCCAGAGUAAUCCACAGUAUAGACUUCCUUACUGAUAAGGGAAGUGGCUUACAUUCAUUUCCCCUAAGCAACUGGGUGUGAAAAUAAGCAUCUUCCCACCAUCCAAGCUCGGUGUGGAGCUGUGUUCCAUGAAGACUAACUAUAAUGUAGAUGAUCUAAUAUGCUUCUAUUUUUUAAGAAAAGCUUUGUAAUUGUUGUCUGGAAAUGGUUUUUUUCUGAAAAAACCCGCUGAUAAUAAACUUUGAAAAA